This is a messenger RNA of Mercurialis annua (annual mercury), 576 nucleotides long. RefSeq lists its product as uncharacterized. Lineage: Eukaryota; Viridiplantae; Streptophyta; Magnoliopsida; Malpighiales; Euphorbiaceae. Bases 1 to 576 code for a protein of 191 amino acids. The transcript has 2 exons. The record is from RefSeq and is a predicted model, not a curated record.
AUGGUGGAGGUCGUGGAGCUAGUCAGACUUCACAAGCAGGUGGAAAGUCAGGCUAGGGUUUUUGCGCUGAAUCCUCAGGAGGCUCAGGCUUCCAAUGUUGUCGUGCAAGGUACAUUCCCUUUUGCUUCUCGAGAUGCAUUAGUUUUAUUUGACCCAGGUGCCAGUCAUUCGUUUGUUUCAACUAGUUUUACGGUUAAGUUGGAAAAACAACCUGCUUAUUUACAGUACCCUUUAUUUGUAGCUACCCCAGUAGGUGAAAGAAUAGAGGUUAAUAUAGUCUAUCCUUCUUGUCCUGUGAGCGUCCAAGGAGUGGAUUGGCUAGCUCAGCAUUAUGCUAACGUAGAUUGUCGUAAGAAGAUAGUCACGUUUAGGCCACCUGGAGUUGAGCCUAUUUCAAUCCAAGGUGAAAAGUUAGAGUCUCUAGUGAGUAUGGUUUCGGCUAUUAAAGAUUGUCAGUUGCUAAGAAAGGGUUGUCAAGGAUUCUUGGCUGUAGUAAAGGACAUAGAAAAGAAAAGUGACCAAGUGCAGGAUGUACCGGUGGUAUCGGAAUAUCCCGAUGUUUUUUCGGAAGAGUAA